Molecule: messenger RNA, 152 nt
Organism: Diversispora eburnea
Lineage: Eukaryota; Fungi; Glomeromycota; Glomeromycetes; Diversisporales; Diversisporaceae
Source: the annotation of a GenBank genome assembly
UUUUACAAACAUUUCACAUCAAUUAAAUAUUCCUGUAUUAACUGUUCAUGAUACUAUUAAACAAUACAAGAAGUUAGGAUCUCCACAACCUAAGAAAUAUUCUGAAAAACCAAAAGAAUUUACUGAAUAUAAUGAACAAGUUUAUACCUUGG